Molecule: messenger RNA, 525 nt
Organism: Fusarium sp. VM40
Lineage: Eukaryota; Fungi; Ascomycota; Sordariomycetes; Hypocreales; Nectriaceae
Source: the annotation of a GenBank genome assembly
AUGGAUCCUGCAAAGGGCGAGUCAAUCAUUCCAGCGGAGACGAAGGAGACUCAGCAGCAAGAGCGAGUGCACAGUGUUCUGCAAAGAGCGCAAAACACCCGCUUUGACGUCCCAGAGGGUCGAAACCUUGGUAACAUUGACCAUCUUAUUGCCCAAUGCACAGAUGAAAGAGAAAUAAAGGAGUUUAAGCAACAAAAGCGCGUACUUCGCAGCGGACAAGCAGCCCUUGAAUCGAGAGAUCGUAAAAAGCAGCAGACUGAGCGUCUGGAAGAUGAGAAGAAGCAAUAUACUGCCCUCAUUAGUGACAUGGAGGAAGAAUUGUCCCAACUCAGUCGGAGGAAUGAGCAGCUACUUUUUGAAAAAGAGGCUCACACCAUUGAGACUGGCGAGCUUAGGAAGAAGGUAGCUGUUCUUACUGAGCAUAUGGAACGACUUCAAAAUGCUCUUGCCGAGAAUAAUAUCACAUCUCAAUCCAUGGAUAAGUUUGGAAACUUCGAGAGACUCGGCUCUUACAUCUGGCCAUGA